GGUGUGGUUAGUAUACGAUCAGAUACUAGACUGAGCGCAGGAAAGGGCAUUCCUCUACGCCAUUCUUUCAGUGAGAGCAGUCGUGCAGGGUGUGCGCCUUGCCCUCCUAAACGAGCAAAUGUGCAACUACGAUUGACAUGUGUUAAGCAUAUAGCUACCGUCCAAAAGAUCCGAAAUGCCAUAUCCCUUUGUACUGACCUGACUCUUAGAGGCCCUCUUGGAGGGGGGGACACUAAAGGAUCAAUCCUACGCGAAAAAUGGAAUAAUUAUUCCGUAAUGGCAAUUAUCUGCCAGCAGCCCUGGACAGAAGGUCGGGAUGAAGAGUCAAACCUCGGACAAAACUUGAGGGGUGGUAGAGCUAAAUACCUCACAGAGAAAGGGACUUAUCGGAUGAAGAGGAAUACGAGGGGUCAGUAA
Molecule: messenger RNA, 417 nt
Organism: Striga asiatica
Lineage: Eukaryota; Viridiplantae; Streptophyta; Magnoliopsida; Lamiales; Orobanchaceae
Source: the annotation of a GenBank genome assembly